AGACGGCCCCAUUCGGGCACCAAUAGUGGCCAUCAUCUCAUGGUCUGUGUGUCAACUGUCAUUCAACGGGAGACGGUUUUGCCCACCAGUCAGCCUCACGAAAUAAUACGACCCGCCAUCUUGCUGCUGCCCGGCCCGUCUGGACGGCUUUGUCGAGGCGAUCGCUCCAGGUGUCAGGAUUGUCGCACGCGCCGACAGCCUACCAAAGCGAGCCAGCCGAGCGCCACUGGACUCAUCACAUUUCCACCGGUCUGGAACCUCCACAACCUCCUUUUUGUGAUCACUGCCGUGCCGGAGAUGCUCGGCGCAGGACCGUGAGCAGGGAUGCGAAGUGGAGAAGAUCGUACCGACAGUUCUGUCGGUGGAUGGAGGAGUCGUUCUGACGUACAG
Messenger RNA from Aspergillus ibericus CBS 121593, 390 nucleotides. RefSeq lists its product as uncharacterized. The transcript has a single exon. The record is from RefSeq and is a predicted model, not a curated record. The coding region runs from base 40 to 318 and encodes 92 amino acids. NCBI's taxonomy places the organism in Eukaryota, Fungi, Ascomycota, Eurotiomycetes, Eurotiales, Aspergillaceae.